Messenger RNA from Penicillium taxi, 3162 nucleotides. RefSeq names its product DEAD/DEAH box helicase. The record is from RefSeq and is a predicted model, not a curated record. Gene Ontology annotation, molecular function: helicase activity. The transcript is spliced from 4 exons. NCBI's taxonomy places the organism in Eukaryota, Fungi, Ascomycota, Eurotiomycetes, Eurotiales, Aspergillaceae. The coding region runs from base 1 to 3162 and encodes 1053 amino acids.
AUGGCUUCACCAAGACCCAUUUAUGAUCGUCAACAUAUCAACACUUCGGAGUUGAUGCAAGCUGGUAGCCAGGAGCUCUCGUGGUAUAACGCCAUAACCCCCUAUCCUCCUGGGAAGUUUACAGGCAAGACCCUUCAUGGCAUGAGAAAUCAACGAGCUGCAGAGCCGUCCCUCAAUCUGUUUCAGCGAUUUUCUACAGACAUCGUAUGCGCAGUAAAGUACACCCUUCCGAAGGAACAGCAGCAUACCACGUUUGUCUCUUCUUCUUCUGGUGCGACGUUGAAAUUCUCUAUCGGAGGUGGAACCGAAAUCCCUCAUUUUCAACUGCAACUGCAACUUCGUCUAACUGCAAAGGAAAAAUCUAAGCAAUGCAUCUUCACUAUCAUUUGGACAGCUUGGAAUGAGAGUAGAUUUGAGUCUCGCAGGGCUCCAACAUACACUAUGUCCGAGUCGAGCAAGUUUACAUUCUCCGAUUCCCUCAAGGAUGUCACUUUUGUCCACACCAAAUUGAACGAAAGAUCGGCUAAAGCAUGCACUGGAACUGCUGGUUCAAAAGCAUUUGAAAUAGGAUGGACCUCUCACACCUUGCCGUCCAUGAUGGAAGGUUUCAACAUUUCGAACCCCGAGUUGGAAAAACUGUUCUCGAAAGAGCAGAUUCAGACUUUUCGGAAUUUCCAGGGGUUAUGCCGCAAAGACAUCUCUUUGUCUGUCAUCACCAGAGUUAACCGAGACGAAAUGGAGCAGAACCGGAAAGCAAAGAUGUUCUCUGUUAUGAAAGCUAUUCCCGCCAUCACCGAUAGAAGUAUCGUUGCUCACCACCAGUCCCGUCUUUUCGGAUGGCAGAAUAUGGAAAGAGGUGGCUUUGAUCGCGAAAAGUCGAAACUCCUCCAGCAUAUGCACACUCCGUUCACUACAUACAUCAACGAAAGAGAAUACGAGACAAUACAGAUGAUUGGCUUGCUACGAGAAGCUGAGGCCCAAAAGAAAACUGUUACUGCCCAAUUCGAUCAGUUCUACGACUUCGAUCUUUUCCGUGCCGCUGAUGUGCAUGGAUCAAAUGACAAUGGCUUGGAUCCCUACUUCUACGCAGUAGUGGAGGCUAAGUUUCUAGCUAAGGGCGCAGGUGAUACAGAUGCUCAGCAGGUAUUCGAACAGGAUAUGCCCCUUCCAGAGCCCGGUACACCCUUGAAGUUCUCAAUUGUGAAGAAUGAGCAUGACAAGAACAAUAUUUGGGAAGGAAUCGUUGUGUCGUCUCGUGGAAUCCCGCGCUCUCAUCUAGAGAAAGGAGGCAAGGAAAAGUUCAACGCUAUCUGCAUACGACUGAAGAGGCCCCUUAUCCAGGAGUCGACAGGAAUUUUCCUGCAUUUGGCAGGGUACAUCAUGUUUGGAUCGCCAGGCUCCCAGAUUGUGCAAGCACGCAGCGCAAUUCGGUAUGCAAUGUGGGGCAAUGAUGAUUUCGGAGUUGCCCGCGAUAACAAAAUCAAGCGGCUUCUGCUAGCCCAUGACAAUUCGACAAUAAAGUAUCAUCGAACAGAUAACCUGAUUGACCGCACGACACUUCGGUUUCUCGAAAAAUCAAGAAUUCCCGCCAUCGAAAUGGCAAGCAGAUGGAGGCAAUCGAAUCUGCCUUCUCUGACGGAAAAUUGUGGUACAAUUUCCUCACCCUCGUCACUGGUCCACCGGGAACAGGGAAGACAGCUGUCACAGAAGAAAUUGCCGCUCAUUGUCUUGAACGGGGUGGCCACUAUGCAAAUGCCGCAAGAGUCCAAUAUCAACAAAGAUGUUGAUGACCAGGAUGAGGACGUGGGGAAUCGUUCAGAAGCGAUGCCAGUGUUUGUUACCGAUGUCGAGAAGGACCUGAAAGAACGAGGAGUGGACGAUAACCUCCAAAAGAUUGUUCUUGCCUUGAUAGAUGGCAUUACAGAUCUUAGUCACCAAUGUACCCUUGGUUUUUGGCUUUCAUUGGUUCUCAAGGCCGUGAUGGCCGGGCAAAAGGCAAUUCUGCGCGUGAAGCUGUCUGACGAGAAAAUGGAGUGUCUGUGGAAGUUUAUAACUUUCCAAGAACUUCUCAGACGGCAAGAAAAAUUGGCUACUGAGACUGCGAGCCUUGAAAGCGACUUCAAGUCGCUAGUUCUUGGGUCUAAGAGAAGGGAUCCGCAACAAACACCCGGAGUUUCUCGUGAAUGGAUAAUCAAGGAGCAGAAGCGUGCAUGGUUAAAAUUGCAACAGCUAUAUUUGCGUACAGCAAAGAUAGUUCUUUGCACCGCUUCAACUGCCGGCCGAAAGUCGCUCCGAGGGUUUAGACCUGAUUUCCUUGUCGUUGAGGAAGCGUCACAAAUGAUAGAGUCUCAGGCUCUCAAUGCUAUGAUGCGACACCUUCCAAGCCUGAAGAAAGUAAUCCUCAGUGGGGAUGCUUCUCAGCUUCCACCAACAGUUAUAUCGAGUGCCUCUAACGAGUGCUUUGACACUCAAAAGGUAUCACUAUUCGAAAGACUGAUCAGAACUGGGCACCCUCACAUACAGCUUCAAAUUCAGUACCGCAUGGCGCCAGAUAUCUGUAAGCAUGCAGGACUCAAAUUCGGUCAAAAGAUGGCUGAAUGGUUUAAGGCUCAGGCUGGAUGCUCGUACUUUGUGUCUGUGGGCAAAUCAACGAAUUGGCACCGUAGAGGGUCCACAUCAAUUUUAAACCCUGAGUACGUCCAGUUUAUUUGCGACUUGUGUCUAAAAUUUGUCAAGGAUGGGGCUUCAGAAAAGCGGAUCUUGGUUCUCUCGUUCUAUAACGAGGAGCGGCUAGCUCUGACUUCGAUGCUCCACGAAACACUUGGUCUCAAAGACAUACAGGUCAAGAGCAUCGAUGCUUCACAAGGGACUGAGAAUACUUUCGUUAUUCUUUCGACAACUCGAGUGGGAGGAAACGGAGGCAUCGGCUUUGUGCAAGACUGCAAUCGGCAAUGCGUUGCACUCAGCCGGGCUAGAGAUGGUCUCGUAGUGGUGGGAAACGAGUACAUGGCCACAGGUCGUUACGGUGCAAAUUACGAUAGCUUGACCAGGUUGAUCGGGGAGCAUGGGGCUCAAGGCCGAUUGAUUCGCGCACAAGGUGACCGAUCUCAAGUGUUUGCCGCUCUUCAUAUCAUUGAAGAGGAGUGGGAAAAAGUCCAGUAA